Diorhabda sublineata is the source of this 915-nucleotide messenger RNA. It is a transcript of the gene RpS12, whose product is annotated as 40S ribosomal protein S12. The transcript has 4 exons. Gene Ontology annotation, molecular function: structural constituent of ribosome. The record is from RefSeq and is a predicted model, not a curated record. Bases 52 to 477 code for a protein of 141 amino acids. NCBI's taxonomy places the organism in Eukaryota, Metazoa, Arthropoda, Insecta, Coleoptera, Chrysomelidae. Gene Ontology annotation, cellular component: cytosolic small ribosomal subunit; ribosome. Gene Ontology annotation, biological process: translation.
AACUGUCACCUUUCUUUUUCGAUUGUCCGCAAAGCAAGGCUAACAACUAAAAUGUCUGAUGUUGAAGUUGAUGAUGCACCCUCAUUACCUCCAGUACAAUCUGGGGGUCCAAUGGACGUAAACCAAGCUCUUCAAGAAGUCUUGAAAACUGCAUUAAUCCACGAUGGAGUAGUACAUGGUUUACAUGAGGCUGCUAAAGUUUUAGACAAAAGGCAGGCAGUGUUAUGUGUUUUAGCGGAGAAUUGUGAUGAACCAAUGUAUAAAAAAUUGGUUUCUGCAUUAUGUUCUGAUCACCAAAUUCCCCUUAUUAAAGUAGAUAAUAAUAAGAAACUAGGAGAAUGGUCGGGUCUAUGUAAAAUCGACAAUACUGGUAAAGCGAGGAAAGUUGUUGGAUGUUCCUGCGUCGUGAUUAAGGAUUACGGAGAAGAUUCACCAGCUCUCGAUGUCCUUAAAGAAUACCUUAAGAAUGCUAAGUAAAAAAAUAGGGUUUUUUUUUAAUUAAAAAAGUGAUAAAAUCGAUACUGUUUUUCAUUUAAUAUCAAUUAAUCCCUUAAUUCUUUCAAAAACUUGUAUGUUAUGUAUCUAAAUCAAGUAAUUUAUUAUCUAAUUAUUAUCAAUUAUUCUGUUGAUUUAUAAUAGGUUUAAAAUAAAUAGUAAACAAAUAACUUUAUAUUACUUAAAAAUUGAAAAACACGUUUGGUUAAAGGCUUUUAUGGAUUACAUUCAUCCUUAUGAAUAUUCCAGUGUUCCACCUGGCAAGCUUUGUUGCAGUACCAAACAGCACGACAACGGGAACAUCUCUGUAUAGCAUCUCUUCCACAUUUGGCACACUUGGCUUCUUCAGUCGCUUCGAACUUUUCUAAAAGUUCUGUAUUAUAAGCAUCAGUUAAUCUAGAAUUUUAUCAGAAAAAGAAA